UGUAGACGACUUGCAAGAAAGCGAAGGUGUGGUGAGUUUCAGCUGAUGGAUGAACAACAUCACGGUGGUCAAAGCGUUCCUCCUUCUCCGGCAAAUGCCCACGGCGGGGGCAACCCCAUCUCGUUCACAUUGCCAUCUUCAUUCGAAGAACGAAAAUGGAGCAGGCCGGCACACGCGGCAUGGCAGCUCUAGCCCAGCUAUCUCCGCAGGGUAGAUGUAGGUGCUGCCCUCCCUCUCGUUUGAUCCCAGACAAGUCUUCCAAUGUACAGGCAAGCAUUUCUCGUUCUCCCGCACUCAUAGUGCUACUCUGGAGGUAAUGUCCCUCACACGAGGACGUUGACCCAAAGCUCGUCUUCUAGAGUGACCAUGGCACCCUCACUACCAAGUAUACAAGACUCGCUCCCAAAGAACAAAUCACUCUAUUACAACGGGCAAUGGCACGAGCCUGAAUCCGGCGAAGUCAAGGAAACAAUCAACCCUGGCAAUGGUCAAGUGAUUGACAAAAUCAGCCAAGCUGGAGCCAAGGACGUCGAUGCCGCCGUACAAGCAGCCCACGAAGCAUUUACAAGCUGGAGACUUACAACGCCUGCUCAGCGAGCGGCCAUCCUCCGCAAAGCAGGGAAUGUAAUGCGCGAACAUGCGGCCGAGCUGGCCUUGCUCGAUGCACUAGAUACCGGCAACCCUGUAGCGGAGAUGCUGAGCGAUGCAAACGUGGCAGCGGCGAAUAUGGAUUACUUUGCCGGUUUAAUUCCCAUGCUGAAGGGCGAAACGAUCCCGCAGUCUGAUGACACCUUCCAUUACACGCUGAGAGAGCCGUUGGGAGUCGUUGCUCGAAUUGUGGCGUUCAAUCAUCCAGUUAUGUUCGCUGGCGCGAAAUCCGCCGCACCUCUCGCAGCCGGUUGCACUGUGAUCAUCAAGCCACCAGACCAGGCGCCACUGUCCUGUUUACGGCUGGCAGAAAUCCUGAGCGAUGUGUUCCCACCUGGCGUGUUUAACGUUCUGCCGGGAAGCGUAGAGUGUGGCAAGGCUUUGUCCACACAUCGUCUGAUUCGCAAAGUCACUCUCAUCGGUAGUGUACCGACUGGGAAAGCAAUUGCUCGGGCGGCUGCAGAUACCUUGAAGCCGACGUUGUUUGAGCUAGGUGGUAAGAACGCGUUAAUCGCAUUUCCCGAUGCAGACAUGGAGAAGCUCGUUGUCGGUGUGGCCAGAGGCAUGAACUUCACAUGGGCCGGACAAAGCUGCGGCUCAACAUCGCGCGUCUUCCUGCAUGAAUCCAUCCAUGACGCCGUGCUUGAGAAAGUCGUCGCUUACGUCAAGCGAGAGUAUAAAGCUGGCAUACCUACCGAACUGUCAACGACCAUGGGUCCGGUCAUCUCGCAAGCCGCCAAAGACCGCGUGAUGUCGUACAUUGACUCUGCAAAGCAAGAAGGCGCAAAGCUGGCAUGCGGUGGCGGAGCACCAGAAGGUAUCGACGGUAUCGACGGAGGCUACUUUAUCGAACCGACAAUCUUCUCGGAAGUCAAGCCGCCGAUGAAGAUUGCACGAGAGGAGAUCUUUGGGCCAGUAAUGUCGGUGUUCAAGUGGAGCGACGAGGCGGAAAUGCUGCAGCAGGUCAAUGAUACCGAAUAUGGACUAACGGCCGCAAUCUUCACUAAGGACAUCGCCAUCGCGCAGAACGUGGUGAAGAAGGUCGAAGCAGGCUUCGUGUGGGUGAACCAGGUCGGGCGACACUUUCUGGGCGUGCCCUUUGGCGGCUAUAAGGAGUCUGGUGGCGGCCGUGAGGAGUGCUUGGACGAGCUGUUGUCGUUCACGCAGACCAAGAGUGUCAAUAUUAACUUGGCUAGAUCGUGACGAUGUCAGAGACCCAGUCUGAUCUCAUAUCACACGACUUUCCGAUCUGCAAGCACAUGCUGUUCAACUAUAGUAUGUUAUGCCGUUGUGUGCUCACAGGAAGAUAGGGUGAUUUCCAUACGAUUCGACGUUCAUCUGGUCAUGUCCCGGAAUGACUGUGGUUUCACCUACCAAGGCGCGCUGAAGAGAAGCCAAUGUUCAAUCUUGGUGAGCAAUCGGCGUAACAGCGGGCGGUUCUUAAUCACAUAUAGUCAUGCCGCCUGCACCUGCUCUGGAGGACGGCAUCUUUCAAAACACCACUAAUCCUCACACUCUUUAGAUCAA
Molecule: messenger RNA, 2175 nt
Organism: Baudoinia panamericana UAMH 10762
Lineage: Eukaryota; Fungi; Ascomycota; Dothideomycetes; Mycosphaerellales; Teratosphaeriaceae
Exons: 3
Coding region: 367-1851 (494 amino acids)
Molecular function (GO): aldehyde dehydrogenase (NAD+) activity
Source: RefSeq, a predicted model, not a curated record